ACGUAAUUUGUAUUCGCUGUGACAUACCUAGUGAUUGCUUUAGUUUUCAGCGGACUCGUAUAAAGACGUUCGAAAUAAGCAGAAGUAAGUUGAAGUAUUAAAUCUUUAGGCUUAGAAAGAGCCAUUCUGAUUGUUCUAUUUCUCUAUAUCAAAUAAGUGAUAAAAAGGAAGUGAGAGUUAAACGUGGUAUUUCGUCAAAGUAUGAACCGAACGAUCUGAUAACAAACAGUAAAUUGUAGUGAACACUACAAACAGUUAAAUGCCACACAUACAAGUUCCGUUGAUCUGGACAUGGCCCAAGGAAAAUUAAAAGUGAAAGCUAAAGUGCCAUCGACGGUAAAAGGAAAAAGUAAGAACAAAAAGAGUUCUGGUAUUCAAAGACGAAAUAAUGCACCUAUUCAACCUAAAAAGAGGAAAUUUGAAGAAACACAUAAGUUAAAACAAAUAAUUACAAAAACAGUUAACAAAGCAAUGGAAGAUGAAUUGAGAGAAAAAGCUUUGGAAGGAAAAAGAUUACUUACUAGAAAGGAAGCAGUUACGUUGAAAAAGAAAUAAUUUAUGGUAUUAUUUUAAGAUUGAUACUAAAAAAGACUUCUUUAUUUUACUGAAAUAAUAAAUGUAAUAUAAAUAAAGAUUUGUAUUGUAAAAUGAACAAUACAAUGAUACAAAACGAUACAAAGAAUAAAAAUAAAUAAGCAAACCAUUUCAAUAUA
This is a messenger RNA of Bombus impatiens (common eastern bumble bee), 713 nucleotides long. RefSeq lists its product as uncharacterized. Bases 292 to 555 code for a protein of 87 amino acids. NCBI's taxonomy places the organism in Eukaryota, Metazoa, Arthropoda, Insecta, Hymenoptera, Apidae. The transcript has 3 exons. The record is from RefSeq and is a predicted model, not a curated record.